AUGUCAGCAGCCUGGGGUCAGGAGUCGGGACCCCACCCCGGCACUCAGAGACCUCCGUCCCCACCCCACCGACCCGCCAAGGUUAAUCGGCCCCAGGAGUCCCUCCCUCACGAGGGGCCGGAGGAUCUCCAGCUCUCCUCUGAAAGCCCUUCACUUCUGGAGCGCGUGCCCAGCCAGACCCUAGGCUGGGACUCAGAGGAGGCCCAGGAGGCUGAGGACCCAGUCCUCAAGGUGCUGAUGGGCAGGAGCACAGCCAGCCCUCGGGCCUCCAAGGCAGCCGUGGUGACGUGGGCCACCAAGCACCGGCCCUGGGGGCAAGCGUCGUACCAGCUCAGUUCAGCCUGUAACAGCAGCCUCCUGUCAGGUUCCCAGCAGGAGCCGGAGCUGGAGGGAGCCCAGGAGGGGGAGGGGCCUGUGCAAAGGCUCGGAGGUGGGAGUGAGCCGACGCUCUACCCCGCCAUCUGCCGGCGGAACAGGGAGGCGCGGGCGGGAGCAGCCUCGAGGCCCCUAAUCUCCUCCCACAUCUCGGAAUCCACGAAGAACCAGUCUUAUAUAAAAGUGCCUCAGGAUUCUGCCCGCAGGGACAGACGGAUGCACCCCACCACCAUCCUGCUCUGCAAGUCAUGGAGCAGCCAGGCUGCCCUGGUGCCCAAGGAGCACAAGACAUUCAUGGAGAAAGCCUACAGCGCAGCCAUCUGCUUCAAGAUGCUCCGGGACCUGAAUAGUUCAGACCCCCUCCACCUGAAGUACAUUAUCAAGAAAAUCAAGAAUGGGGCUUCCCUACUGGAGGAGGGCUUCUGGGACGUGGCCAGCAACGUGCUGGUGGCCAUCUGCAGGCACUGGUGGCGGCUGGUGGCCCAGCACCUGGAGACCAAGUUCCUGUCGGGCGUCUUCCCGCACCGCAGCCUCCUCUACGUGAUGGGCGUCCUGACCUCUAAUGAGGAGCUCUUCAAGGAGGGAGAGAAAGCUUGCUGGGAAGAGCAGCUGGCCCAGGUAGGGAGGGAGCUCUGCCACGGGGCCUUCUGCCGGGAUGAUGGGGAUGGGAGACACCCGGGGAGCAGGCAGCAAACCAAUCUCCUGUGUCAGACGUGGCGAUUCAUCCUCCAGCUUCAGGCCAAAGCUCUCGGUGUCGCCUUGGCUCUCUUCUCCACCCCACAGCCCAUCCUCUGGGAAGCCCUGUGGUCCACCUGCCUCCAUCUCCCCCAGCCGCCGACACCACCACCCUACCAUGCCUUCCAGCUGUGGAGGGCCCUGGGGGCCGAGUGGCUGAGCUGCCUGGUGCUGGCCAAGCUGCUAGCCUGGGUGCUGGAGCGGCCCCUACCCACCAGGACCAGUGACGGCAGCCCCCGGCCCACGGAGAAGGCCUACCUGCGCUCCAUGGCCGCCAUGAACACGCUGCACGAGCUGCAGUUCACCCAAGAGUUCAAGAGGGCCGUGCAGGAGGCCUACCCCAAACUCUUCCUGGCCCUCCUCACCCAGAUACACUACAUUUUGGAGCUGAACCUGCCCAAGGAGCCCCAGCCUGGCCAGGAGGCCCAGGAGGCAGCCGUGCCCAGCACCCAGAGCUGUCACACGUCGCUGGAUGCGCUGAAGAGCCUGCUGUCCGCCACCGGGCACUGGCAGGACUUCGCCCACCUGGAGCUGCAGGGAGCCUGGGACCUCUUCGCCAACCACACCGACCCGCAGGGCAUGGGCCUCCUCGCCAGGGCCAUGGUGCAGAACCGCUGCAAGCAAGUCAAGGCGCUGAUCGCCCAGCUGCUACCCAACCUAUGGAGCCAGGCGGAGCGGGGGAGGAAGGCAGCCAUCAUCAUCCUCACGGGGUUCCUCUACAGCCCUGCCCUGCUGGAGGUGCUCCCCAAACAGGCCGCCCUGACCAUGCUGGCCCGAAGCCUCAGAGACCCCAGCCCUGAGGUCCGCGUGCUGAGCCUGCAGGGCCUGGGAGACAUCCUCUUCCACCCAGAGAAGGGACGCCUGCCCCGUGGACUGCAGCCGCCCUUCCUCGACGGCUUCUUCCACAGCAGCGAGCCGGCGGUGGUGCGCGUCACGGGCACCGUGUCGGACGAGCUGCACCGCCUGGGCGCACACAGCACGGAGGCCCAGAGCCUUGGCAUCGCCACCAACGCCCGCUCCUCCUCCAGCGACAAGCGGGAUGGAAUCCAGGCAGCGGCCAUGGCACUGGUCGGGGAGCUGGUAGCGUUUGACAGGCAGAGAACCCGGGUGCACCAGAGCGUGGUGGCCCUGCUCCUGCCCCUGAAGCGCAGCUGCCGGGCCACCGUCACGCAGGCCAAGCUCGCCUUCCACCGCGGCUCAGUGCUGCUCCGACGGCGGCUGCAGCACACCCUCUCCUGCAGGCCGGCCUGGGAGGCGAGCCUCGGUGCCCGCCACUUCCUCUGGAGCUGCCUGAUGAGCCACAGCCAGGAGGGGCUCAGCAGCCACUUGGCACAGGCCCUCAGAUACCUGCACAGCCGCCGUCGUCACAUCAAGACCUGGGCAGCGCUCUUCACAGGUUAUACCAUCGGCCACCACCCCCAGGCCGUGUCCCAGAUGGUCAAGGACAUGGACACGAAGCUGCUGUUCUGCACUUUUAAGGAUCUUAAGAAUGACCCAGAGCCCGGCAUCCAAGAACUUGCCACCAGGCAGUCCUCCUUCCUUCAGCAGAUGCAGCCAGACUGCGCUGACCUCCAGCCGUCCUCCCCCAGCCCCGUGCCCACCGUGCAGAGCUUCCACCCGGAGCGCCUUGCCCACAUCCCCAGCCUCGGCACCUCCACAAGCCCCAUCCCUCGAGGGCCUGCCAAACAAGGCCCCCUGCCCCUCGUCAGCCCCUCCUGA
This is a messenger RNA of Mesoplodon densirostris (Blainville's beaked whale), 2829 nucleotides long. RefSeq names its product maestro heat-like repeat family member 5. The record is from RefSeq and is a predicted model, not a curated record. Gene Ontology annotation, cellular component: cytoplasm. Lineage: Eukaryota; Metazoa; Chordata; Mammalia; Artiodactyla; Ziphiidae.